AUGCCUGGUAUCUUACCCAUGAAAGUGAUCAAGGUUGGCGGCAACGGGUCGACAAGCCGAAUCGCCCAAGCCUGCGACCGGUGCCGAAGCAAGAAAAUACGCUGCGACGGUGUUCGUCCCUGCUGCUCGCAAUGCGCCAAUGUAGGCUUUGAAUGCCGGACUAGCGAUAAAUUAAGCCGCCGCGCUUUCCCACGUGGAUAUACCGAGUCGCUAGAGGAACGAGUCAGGUGUCUAGAGGGGGAAGUCAAAGAACUGAAGGAUUUGCUGGAUGAGAAGGACGAGAAGAUCGACGUUCUGUCUCGGAUACAUUCGUUUUCGCCGCCGUCACAACGAGCCGCCUCUGUGCGGUCCCCCUCGGCUUCUGCGACAGUGAAGUCUAACAGCUCAGAUUCAUCAGAAGGCGUGAUUCACGUGGAAAGAAUGCCCACCCGGGCUUCACAACAAUCCCAGAAUCCCUUUACGGGAUUUUCUAGCACCCAGGGCCUUGCUGAUGUCUUCACCAACAAGCUUGUCAGUGACGCAAAAACAGCAACCAAGAUCCCCACCGGGGCUCUGACUGCUCUGGCUCCCUCGGUGGUUCUAGGUAUUCUCAGUGACACUGUCAAGACGCCACCCCGCUUGGUGUCCGAUCAGCUUAUCAACAUUUUCUUCCAAGAAUGGGCGCCGCUGUACCCCGUGGUACAUCGUCCGACUAUUCUGAAAGCUUACGAGCAGUAUCUUAACAAUCCCGAGUCUCUUCAGCGCAAUAUGCAUGUCAUGGCACAGCUAAACCUGAUCUUCGGCAUUGCUGCUCUCUCCUCUGUGUCCCGCACCAACCAGGACCCGACUUUCUUCGAAGAGAACUGGUCGGCUACCCUUAAUUCAUUCUCUAGUGUAACAUCCGUUGCCAGCCUCCAAUGCUUUGUUCUUGGUCAAAUCUACUGCAUGACAAAAGGCGAUUAUCGCACCUUGCUUCGCUACCGUGCUCUUGCUGUGGAUAUUUGCCACCAGUUAGGUAUGCACGAGAAGCAAGAAAACUCGGCCAAUCCACUGGAGACUGAGACCCGUAAAAAGGUCUUCUGGUGCCAAUACGUGCUUGACAGAUUCUGCUCCGCACUGACAGGUCUGCCAGUCCUAAUGCGUGAAGAGCAUAUCGAGGUUGAAUAUCCGGUUGAUGUGGACGAUGAAAACGUCACAGAGACCGGGUUUUUGCCGACCCUGCCUGGCGAAUCGACACGCAUUUCUAGUGCCAUUGCUUUGUUCGGAGCUGCGAGAAUUCUGAACAAGGCUUUGGAGGAUCUGUACCCCUCUAAAUCUAGUUACGAUGUGUGUGUAUCGAAGAUGCGCUCGGUGACUGGGCAACUGGACGAGUGGCUUCACACGCUGCCUGCCCAUCUUCGCCUCGAGUUCUGCAAGGACAAGCCUAGUACUAACGUGACAAGCAGCCGGUCGCCGAUCCUGUCGCUCGUGUACUACUUUAUCCGAUCUUUGAUCCAUCGCCCAGCUGUGUGCUACGCCGACGAGAGCAUUCGGUCUUCGUCUGUCUUGGCGCUUUCAGAUUCCGCAAAGCAUAUUAUUCAGAUCUUUGAACUUCUUGAUGAGCGGCGCUUGUGCCUCUCUGUUUGUAUCAACAUGAAGGAGCUGAUCGCUAUCUCCGGGCUUGGGCUACUCUGGCAGAUCCUUGAUGUCAAACUUGAUAGCAGACUAGCCAAGGAGACCCAGAAGCUGCUUGGAACCACCAUGCAAUACCUCCAAUCAGAAUCAAGCGCGGCAGCUUUCGAGUUCGGCACCUUGACACACGCCCUGGUUCCCAUGGACGACGGAAUACGCCCAGCCACGGGCAAGCACCUCCAGGAGAUGGUUGCACCAUCGCAAAAGCCAUGCAAAUCUCCCAAGAAACCCUUGCAGAACUUGAAGUCGCGUCUCACGUCCAGCUCCCUUCGCGAUAAGCAGCAACCUUCAACCCACCUCUCCCCCCAGUCCUCUCGCCGCAACACCAUCUCCGGUGCCACACCCCCUCUCGCCGCCCAAACCCUCCGCUCCCCUAGCUGGACCAGCCUACCCUCUCAGCCUGACCACGUACCCGACCACCUUCCCGCCGCUCACUACCUCAACGACAAAGGCCACUCCCCUCUUGACCUCCCCUCCGAUCCCCGCAUGAAUGCACCCUUGGGCUACGACCACCAACGUUCAAUGUCCUGCUCCACGCCCUGCAACCCCUCAGCCAGCGCCAUCACUAUGGCCGACUGGGAAUACGUCCUGAGCGACAUGGACCGCGGCUACUCCAACAUCUUCACAGGCAUCUACGGCGGCAAAGAAUGCGGCGAAGACUCUGGCCCUUUCGCCUCCAUCACAGCAGAAUACGCUGGUAAACCCGCGGAUCCAACUCUGGUGACUCCUAUCAAGACCGAGAUGCACGGCCUUUCGCCCGAGGCGUGGUCGUCUAGCAGUGGUGACUUCGCAGCUCCGAAUGGUAACACCACGCAGAGCGUUCUGAGCUACUCUGGCGAGAGUCUGGGGAGUGCCGAGGAGUCUAUGGCGCCCUUCGCUGAUGUCCGGGACAUGAACACCAUGGAUCCGUUCAGCACUUUUGCGAUGCCUCUUGAGGACGAGGCUGAUGAGUUCUCCCUGGUCAAUGGCUGGGACCGACGGCUGGCCGUCUGA
Molecule: messenger RNA, 2643 nt
Organism: Penicillium bovifimosum
Lineage: Eukaryota; Fungi; Ascomycota; Eurotiomycetes; Eurotiales; Aspergillaceae
Gene: facB
Product: C6 transcription factor FacB/Cat8
Exons: 3
Coding region: 1-2643 (880 amino acids)
Biological process (GO): DNA-templated transcription; regulation of DNA-templated transcription
Molecular function (GO): zinc ion binding; DNA binding; DNA-binding transcription factor activity, RNA polymerase II-specific
Source: RefSeq, a predicted model, not a curated record